UGAAAGCAUUGACUGACUCGUGAACAGUGUUUGUGUGAAUGACUUGCAGUUAAUUGAGUGUCAAUUGCAGUCAAUUUAACCACAAUUUGGCACUAAUUGUGAUCACAUUUUACAAUCCAUUUAAAUCUCACGACAGACAAUGGAUUCCACUCCUGAGGACAAGGAUUCAUUGAUCUCCAACUUCUGCAAUAUAACGGGUGUGGAGCCAUCGAGAGGUCAGCUAUACUUAGAGUCUUCGCAAUGGAAUCUGGAGUUGGCAGUGCGUUCAUUCUUCGAGGACAUGCCGGGCGAUGGACAGCACGACACGCAUACGGCUGAAGAGCAGCAAAGGGCACAACAGUUGCAGCAAAUGCUCGGCAAUCGACCCAUCGUUGACACGAACUCCAACUCCAGCGACGAAAUGGUUGCUCUGCCGGACCCGCCUCUGCCCACAAGUGCUCCCAAAGCCGCCAAAAGUGAGUCGCGACCGAAGCCAACCUCCAAUUUCGCGACUUUGGACUCACUUCGAGGUGAAGAGGACUCGGGAGAGUCGAGUGGAGAAGAGGGGCAGACCUUCUUUGCGGGCGGUUCUGAACAGAGCGGACAGAAUAUAUUGGGCCCAAAGAGGCACAAGAAUGCGGGCGAAUUGGUUAAGAACCUGUUCUCCAGUGCCAGAGAACACGGCGCAGAAGUGGUCGACCCGAGCGAAGAGGCGGCCAAACCCAAGAGUCGAGUGCACGCCUUCGGGGGCACCGGCUUUAAACUGGGCUCUACUUCGCAGGAGUCGACGUCCAUUGCGGGCCCACCCCUACCACAGAGACAACCAAAUCCGGACCGAGUGUUGAAGUUGUGGAGCAAUGGGUUCAGUGUAGACGACGGCCCUCUCAGGGAUUACAAAGACCCGCAAAACGAAGAGUUUUUGAAAUCUGUUGGUCGCGGAGAGAUUCCCAGAGAACUGACGCGAGAAUCGGGUGGAAAUGAAGUGCAUUUAAAUCUCGAGGACCACAAGACUGAGCCAUACGUCGCCCCUAAGAGACGUGUUCAGGCCUUCGCUGGCGAGGGAUUCCGUUUGGGAAAUCCGACCGCAGAAGUGGUCACAACUAAUACUCAGUCCAAUGCGACGACGGAUCCCAAAGUGUCUGAAGCGGAAGCGCUGAACAAUCUGAAUGUGAACCCAAGCCUUCCCACCACUAGUAUUCAGAUACGACUGUCCGACGGAUCGCGUUUGGUCGUAAAACUAAAUUUAGUUCAUACUAUCGCUCACAUCAGACAAUAUAUCUGUAGCUCUCGUCCGGCAUACUCUGCACAGAACUUCGUGCUGAUGACCACAUUCCCCAACAAAGAACUCGCAGAUGAGAGCCUUACCAUCGAAGCCGCAAAUCUAGCGAACGCUUCAAUCGUUCAAAGACUUAAAUAAAUCACAAAAUGAUAACUAAAUUAUUUUAUUUAAUGAAUUAAAAAAUACAUUUUUGUGAUGUCUUGCAACUAUUAACUUGAAAAUAUCAG
Molecule: messenger RNA, 1485 nt
Organism: Oppiella nova
Lineage: Eukaryota; Metazoa; Arthropoda; Arachnida; Sarcoptiformes; Oppiidae
Source: the annotation of a GenBank genome assembly